Messenger RNA from Beauveria bassiana ARSEF 2860, 474 nucleotides. Its product is annotated as ubiquitin-conjugating enzyme E2-18 kDa. The record is from RefSeq and is a predicted model, not a curated record. The coding region runs from base 1 to 474 and encodes 157 amino acids. Gene Ontology annotation, molecular function: SUMO conjugating enzyme activity. Lineage: Eukaryota; Fungi; Ascomycota; Sordariomycetes; Hypocreales; Cordycipitaceae. The transcript is spliced from 4 exons. Gene Ontology annotation, cellular component: nucleus. Gene Ontology annotation, biological process: protein sumoylation.
AUGGCGCUGUGUCAGACCAGAUUACAGCAAGAGCGCAAGCUAUGGCGCAAAGAUCACCCGUUUGGCUUCUACGCGCGACCUGUCCGCACAAAGGAAGGCGUCUUGGACCUGAAAAAGUGGGAGUGCGGUGUACCCGGCAAGGACAAGACUAUUUGGGAGGGUGGCCUGUUUAAGCUGGUUGUGACUUUCCCCGAUGAAUACCCGAUCAAGCCUCCAAAGUGCCGAUUUACUCCGCCACUGUUCCACCCGAAUGUGUACCCGUCUGGCACCGUCUGUCUGUCGAUUCUCAACGAGGCGGAGGCAUGGAAGGCGACGAUUACAGUCAGGCAGGUUUUGCUGGGCAUUCAGGAGCUGUUGGACGAUCCGAAUCCCGAUUCGCCGGCGCAAUCCGAGGCAUACAAUCUGUUCAAGCGCAACCGAGUCGAGUACGAGAAGCGCGUGCGCCGCGUGGUGCGCGAAAACCCGGCACCGUGA